AUGGCUGCCAUAUCUGGUGUUGUUUCCCGCCAAGUUCUGCCUGCUUGUGGUACUCUUUGUUUCUUUUGCCCUUCUUUGAGGGCUAGGUCCAGACAACCUGUCAAGAGGUACAAGAAGCUCAUUGCUGACAUUUUCCCUCGUAAUCAGGAAGAUGAGCCAAAUGAUAGGGCAAUAGGAAAACUUUGUGAUUAUGCUGCCAAAAAUCCUUUACGCAUCCCAAAGAUUGCUAAUGCCCUUGAGCAAAGGUGUUACAAAGAGCUACGGAAUGAGAACAUUCGCUCAACAAAAAUUGUCAUGUGUAUCUACAAGAAAUUUCUGUUUUCUUGUAAAGAACAAAUGCCAUUGUUUGCAAGUAGCUUACUAACUAUUAUCCAAACCCUGCUGGAUCAAACACGGCAGGAUGACAUGAGAGUUAUUGGAUGUAACGUUCUUUUUGAUUUUUUAAAUAAUCAGGUUGAUGGAAGUUACCUAUUCAGCUUAGAAGGUGUUAUUCCGAAGCUCUGUCAAUUAUCUCAAGAAACUGGGGAGGAUGAAAGGGCUAGAAUUUGUCGUUCAGCUGGUUUGAAAGCUCUUUCAUCAAUGGUUCGGUUUAUGGGGGAACACUCUCACAUAUCAGUUGAGUUUGAUAAUAUUGUUUCAGCUGUCUUGGAAAACUAUGAAGUUCCUAAGGAAAACUCAGCCAGUCUUGAUCAUGAGGAAGAAGGUAAUGAGACUAAGUUGGAUCACGACACCGCCAAUGAGGGUCAAAUCUCUCCUUUGCUAGAUGUCAAAAAGAGAAACCCAUCUUGGAGUAAAGUUGUUAACGACAAAGGCGAAGUAAAUUUUGCAAUGGAAGAUGACGGGAAACCUUCUUUUUGGUCCGGGGUUUGCCUACAUAGUAUGGCCAAUUUAGCCAAGGAAGGGACUACUAUACGUCGUGUAAUGGAAUCUUUGUUCCGGUACUUCGAUAACGGAAAUUUGUGGUCUAUAAACCAUGGUCUUGCUUUUUCUGUGUUGAAGGACAUACUAUUUUUGAUGGAUGAUUCUGAGAAAAACACACAUGUAUUGCUGUCAAUGUUAAUUAAGCAUCUAGAUCAUAAAUCUGUUCUUAAAGAACCCAACAUGCAGCUGGACAUUGUUGAGGUGGUUACUUCAUUGGCUCAAUAUGCAAAGGUCCAACCUUCUGUAUCAAUAAUUGGUGCAGUAAGCGACAUGAUGAGACAUUUGCGGAAGACCAUACAUUGUUUCCUAGAUAACUCAAAUCUGGAGACUGAUGUAAUCAAUUGGAAUAAGGAUUUCAGAGAAGUUGUGGAUAAAUGCCUUGUUCAGUUAGUAAAUAAGGUUGGAGAAGCAGACCCAAUUAUUGACGUUAUGGCUGUGAUGUUAGAGAAUAUCUCAACAAUUACAAUGACAUCCCGCACCACGGUCUAUGCUGUCUAUCGGACGGCUCAAAUUGUAGCCACCUUACAAAACCUGUCUUAUCAGAAAAAGGCAUUCCCUGAGGCAUUGUUUCACCAACUGCUUUUGGCUAUGGUCCAUCCAGAUCAUGAGACACGAGUGGUAGCUCACCGUAUUUUUUCUGUCGUUCUUGUGCCAACUGCUUCCAAUCCCAAAGUAAUGGGUGUUCCACGAACACUUUCGAGAGCAGUCUCUUUUUUCACUUCUUCAGCUUCUAUAUUUGAGAAAUUAAGACUGGAGAAACGUUCUUCAAGUGUAAGAUUAAGUCAGUAUAACAAAGAAAAUGUUAUUGGAGAGAUUGAACCAGCUAGUAGCAAUGUUGGCAUCAUAAACAGAUUGAAGUCAAGCCAUAGUCGGUUUUCUAGUGUGAAUAACCCUCCUCUAAAUAAUAAAAUGGACGAAAUUGCUGCAAACAGUGAUAAACAGAACUUGGAUGUUGUUGCGCUGAAGCUGAGUAGACAUCAGAUAAACCGAUUGGUAUCAUCAAUUUGGGCACAGUCUGUAUCUCCUGAAAAUAUGCCUGUAAACUAUGAAGCAAUUGCUCUUACAUACAGCUUGGUGUUGCUUGUUUCUAGAGCUAAGAGUUCUUUUCAUGAGUUAAUAGUUCGGACUUUUCAGCUUUCAUUUUCUCUAUGGAAUAUUUCUCUUAAAGAAGGGCCAUUGCCACCUUCUCGUCGGAGAUCACUUUAUAUAUUGGCAGUUUCAAUGAUUAUGUUUUCUUCAAAAACAUACAACAUUGUCCCUCUUGUCCAAAGUACCAAGGCAGUGCUUACAGAGAGACAGGUUGACCCCUUCCUUCAUUUGGUUGAAGACAAAUUGCAAGCUGUCAGCUUUACACCUGACAAUCUGACCAUCAGCUAUGGAUCCAAAGAAGAUGAUGAAAGGGCCACACACACACUUUUGGAAUUAUUUUCUUCUAUACAUCAAAUGCAGGAAUGCUUUGCAUCUGAAAUCAUCAGAAGCUUGGACAUUUUUUCAAAAGCUGAAUUACUGUCAAUAAGGGAGAAGCUGCUAGAAGAAUUUUCACCGGAUGAUACGUGUAAGAUUGGAUCUCAGUUGAACAUGAAAAUUCCCAGAAAGGAUACUUCAGUAGUUGAUGAUGAUUUUAUUUAUGAACUAUUUGAAAGUCAGUUAAAACAAACUCCAAGGUUGUCCACGGAGGUCCCUAAUCUUUUGAGUGCCAAUCAACUUUUAGAAUUAGUUUUUGACCCAUCUGAUCCCGCUGGAAGGGUUUCUGUAUCGACUGCAUUUGAUACGCCUUACAAGGAUAUGGCUGAUAACUGCGAGGUACUUAUGAUGGGAAAGAACAAAAUGUCUAGAUUGGUGAGUACCGCCAUUCAGACACAAGAAAGUUCAGCAAACUCCACUUUACCAACUCAAGAAAAUGAAACGAAAAACACAGAUUCAUCUCCCCAUGAGGAUCUCCCGAAGGUGGACAAUUCUUUGCUUGAUGAUAAUACUUUUGUGGAAUUGUACCAACCAACUUCUACCCCUCCUCCAUUGUUUUGUGAAGCAGAUUAUCAAAACCAGCCUCAGUUUUUCCAACUACCAACAGCAAGUCCCUUUGAUAACUUUCUGAAAGCCGCCGGUUGUUAA
Molecule: messenger RNA, 3033 nt
Organism: Lathyrus sativus (Indian pea)
Lineage: Eukaryota; Viridiplantae; Streptophyta; Magnoliopsida; Fabales; Fabaceae
Source: the annotation of a GenBank genome assembly